Messenger RNA from Paraphaeosphaeria sporulosa, 1932 nucleotides. RefSeq names its product DUF1446-domain-containing protein. The record is from RefSeq and is a predicted model, not a curated record. Lineage: Eukaryota; Fungi; Ascomycota; Dothideomycetes; Pleosporales; Didymosphaeriaceae. Bases 1 to 1932 code for a protein of 643 amino acids. The transcript is spliced from 5 exons.
AUGACUCCUCCAGUUGAGAAUGGGGUCAACGCCUCAGUUACAAAUGGUACAAACGGAACGAAUGGCGCCAGCGGCUCUCAGAAGAGACCUAUCUAUGUUGCAGGGUGCUCCGGAGGUGUGUAUGACAGAAAACGAGCCAUCGAAGACAUGGCGAAGAACGAACCACAUGUUGACGUAAUCACCGGUGAUUGGAUGUCCGAAUGCAACAUGACGCUGCGAGGAUCAGACAAGAGAGAUAAGCUCGCAAAGAAGCAACUCUCGGCCGUCGGUGCAGCCUACGAGCCGUACUUCUUGGAGGAAGUCGAUCCUGCUAUUCCAUGGCUCGCAAAGAACAAGACAAAGAUCUGCGUGAACGCAGGCGCAAGUGACGUGGAGGGACUCGCUGAAGAAGUAAAGAAGCUGGUCGCGAAGCACGGCGUAGACUUGAAAGUUGCGUACGUCGAUGGUGAUGACUGCACCGACGCAGCGCUAGAGCUUUAUCGCAAGGGUGAAAACUUUCCCAAUCUCCCUGCCGGAAAGAACAUCCAGGACUGGCCUUUCGAACCGAUAUGCGCUCAGUGCUAUCUUGGUGCAACAGGUAUUGCAACUUGCUUUGCUGCUGGUGCGGACAUUGUUGUUUGUGGUCGCGUAGCUGAUGCUUCCCCUACCGUUGGUGCGGCGAUGUGGUGGCAUGGCUGGACGCGUGAGAACAACAUCCAGGAGGUUGCUUCAGCACUGAUGGUUGGCCACGUCAUCGAGUGCUCGACAUAUGCUACAGGCGGGUAUUACAGUGGCUUCAAGGACCUCGGUGUCAAUGAUACCGACAUGGGAUAUCCCAUUGCUGCCAUCGAGGCCAACGGUGAGGCAGUGUACACUAUGGAGAAGGGCAAACAUGGCUUGGUGAACAUCCAGACCAUCGCCAGUCAGCUUCUCUACGAGAUUCAAGGACCAUAUUACUACAACUCCGACGUUACCGCGCAGAUUGAGAAUGUAAAGCUCGAGCAAGUUGGCGAAAAUGCUGUGCGAAUGUCCGGAAUCAAGGGUUAUCCUGCUCCUCCGACGACCAAGGUUGGUAUCACAGCUAAGGGCGGUUACCAGGCCGAAUUCCAUUUCUAUCUUACGGGCCUGGAUAUUGAAGAGAAAGCCAAGAUGAUCGAAAGGCAAACGCGUGCGGCCAUGGGAGACUACGUGAAAGAGUUUACCUGCCUCAAGUUCCAGCUCGCGGGUGCUGUACCGGAAGAUCCUCAAUCUCAGAACGAGGCUACGGUUGAUUUGCGGAUCUUCGCCCAGACCCAAAAUGCUGAUCUGCUCUCUGCUGGUGCCAUGAUAGAUUCUGAUCGCGGCUCAUUCGCGCGCUUCUGUAUAGAGAACCUUUUACAGGGCUAUCCCGGAUCCACCAUGGCGCCCGAUAUGCGGACCGCGAUGGGUCGGCCCUUCUUCGAGUACUGGGUCAGCCUGAUGCCUCAAGAAUUCGUGAAGGAGCAGGCUCACCUCCCCGACGGGACUGUGGUUGACAUCCCGCCUCCCAAGGUGACGCAGGAAUACGACUUUAACCAGCCCUCAUACAAUACGCGAAACCCCGUCGAUCUUGCUUCCUUCGGACCAACGACUCGUGCACCCCUCGGUUACGUUGUGAUGGGCCGAUCAGGCGACAAAUCAUCCAAUUGCAACCUUGGGCUCUUUGUGCGCCAUGCAGAUGAGUUCGAUUGGCUGCGCACGAUCCUCAGUGUUGAGAAGAUUCGUGAGCUUCUCGGGAAGGAUGACGAGGGCAAGAAUAUUGACCGAUGCGAGAUGCCCAACAUUUAUGCUGUCCAUUUCUUGCUCAGAGACCAUCUUGACCGCGGAUUCAAUGCAACAAGUGGAUUCGAUAGCUUGGGCAAGAAUCUCUGCGAAUACAUAAGGUGUAAAUACGUCGACAUUCCGAACAGAUUCUUGGAGCGUGGUCGUAUUUGA